Paramecium octaurelia is the source of this 399-nucleotide messenger RNA. Lineage: Eukaryota; Ciliophora; Oligohymenophorea; Peniculida; Parameciidae. The record is from the annotation of a GenBank genome assembly.
AUGUUAUUAUAAUUUGAUGGCUGUGUUUUAUUUUAGUUAAACAGCAAAGCAAAGGUAAUUACAAAGAUCCAAUAAAGUAUUAUCAUAAAGGAUUAGACAAACUUAUAGGAAAUCUCUUUCAAAAGAACAGAGGGAUCUCAUAAACAUAGUAGGAUUGGCAAGAGUUUGAUAAUGGAAAUAAAUGAUAUUAUCAAUGAUAUUUGGUACUUUAAAUUGGCCAGGAAAUCUGAAUAAACACUAUAACACUACAGAGAAUAUAAAAUCAUAAGAAAUAAGUUGGAUAAAUAUUUUCAAAAACAACAUCGAAAAGCUAAAAUAUUCAUAUGCUAAUAAUCGAUAAAUAAAUUAAGUACAAAGAGGAAAUUGCUGAAUUUCUUACUCUUUGUUAAUGAAGGAUGA